AUGGAAAUCAUACCGGCUCCGCCAACGGACCAAAUCAAACCGGUAGACAACAUCCGCACAUGCACCUUCUUCAUCGUCCGAGAGCUCCUCGACCAAGGCCGCCUCAAAAACGCGCUGGACGACCUCAUCCGACAUCACUGGCGCAAGCUGGGCGGACGGCUCGUCUCCCGGCCUCGGGACAAACGACUAGAGUACCAAGUUCCCGACAAGUUCGACGACCAUCAUGUGCUGUUUAACUGGUCUAGCGCGACAUACGGCCACUCGAUCGACAAGGUCCCCGCCGUGGUCUGCUCGCCGCCGCAAGACCGAGGCGUGCUGCUCCUCCCGCCAGUCGAAGAGGUAGAUUCGCGCUUCAGGCCUGCUGAGUGGCCGCUCCACCGCCGCGACGAGCCCCCCGACGCGCCGCUACUAUACGUCCACCUGUCCCUGUUUGAGGACGCGACGAUUAUAUGCAUCAGUGCUCCGCAUGCCCUGGGCGACCAGAUGGGCCUCGGCAACAUGAUGCGGGCAUGGCUGGGGCUGGUUGACGGCAAGACGCCUCCGCCCAUGGUUGGCUACCGGGGCGACUUGAUGCCGGGCGCUGACAGACCGUAUGCCGAUUGGCCUAGGCACGAGGUUUGCCGAAAGGGAAAGCAGAGGAUACUCGGCAUGGUCGAGUACUUUCUCGUGCUCAUCAUCGUCAUUCUCGACCUUGCGGUGAAUCCGAGGGAGAAGCGGCACGUCAUGUUCAUCCCCCUGCCGUUGAUACGAUCGUUGCGUGAGCGGUACUCGAAGACGCUGGCGGAAAAGCACAGCGACUUUACCAGAAUCAGCGACGGAGACGUCGUAACAGCUAUUGCCUUUAAAUUAUCCCGGAUAAACAAGAAAACACCAUGGCGUCACACCCUUUCGCAGACGGUAAACCUCCGCGGUCGCAUCCCGUUGCUGCAAGGCGACGCACCCGAGGCCUUUAUCCACAACGCCAUCUGCAGCUCCGCGACCCAGAUACAGCUCGACCAGUCCGUGCCGGCCAGCGAAAUCGCCUGGGCAAACCGCAAGGCCAUCCAGGAAGCCUUGCGGCCCGAGGAAAUCGAGGUCCAGAUGACCGUGUAUCGCGAGAUGGUUCGCGUCGGCCAGGGCACCCUUAUCUGCGAGCCGUUGCAGCGAUUUCUCCACGUUACCAACUGGUGCGCGGCCUGGAAGGACUUGGACUUUAGCCCGGCCGUCGACGCUAGGAGGAGGGAGAAGGGCGAGGGUAAGGGCAAGGGCGAGAAGCCCAAGGUCGUGGUGCUGGGGCACGCUGUGGAGCCGGGGACGCCCCUUCGGUACUUGCUGAUUGUCUUUUCGAGGUCGGAGGAGGGAUACUACAUGCAGUUUUCGGCGGCGAAGCCGACCAUGAGGACGGUGGCGGAAUUCUUGGCCGAGAACCCGGACUUGGAGGGCUUCUAA
Molecule: messenger RNA, 1428 nt
Organism: Ustilaginoidea virens
Lineage: Eukaryota; Fungi; Ascomycota; Sordariomycetes; Hypocreales; Clavicipitaceae
Exons: 4
Coding region: 1-1428 (475 amino acids)
Source: RefSeq, a predicted model, not a curated record